AUGGAGGAUUCCCAGUUGGAGGAUUCCCAGUUGGAGGAUUCCCAGUUGGAGGAUUCCCAGUUGGAGGAUUCCCAGUUGGAGGAUUCCCAGUUGAAGGAUUCCCAGUUGGAGGAUUCCCAGUUGGAGGAUUCCCAGUUGAAGGAUUCCCAGUUGGAGGAUUCCCAGUUGAAGGAUUCCCAGUUGAAGGAUUCCCAGUUGAAGGAUUCCCAGUUGGAGGAUUCCCAGUUGGAGGAUUCCCAGUUGGAGGAUUCCCAGUUGAAGGAUUCCCAGUUGAAGGAUUCCCAGUUGAAGGAUUCCCAUUCCCUUUUCCCUCCUAUAUUCAGAGAAUCCUCCAGCCAGGAACUGUGAAAAAUCUGGGAACUCUGGAAAAGUUUUGCAACCCUAGUUCCUGAACACACCAUGAAUAUACUCAGAGGGAGAAGGCUACAGGUCUUUAGAUUAUAGGAGAAAGAUGCAAUAAAUACUGUAUAUUCCUAAAUUAGUGAGAUAAUCAGGAAAACUGACCUACUGUAUUUGAGUGUUCAACCAAACUGUAAGCUCAUAACCACCCGUCACUCUCUACCUGUAGUUGAUGGGUGACCAGGAUGAUACUCUUCCCCUUCAGUGUCUUCUUGAUGCACUCCUCAAAGAUGUGUUUCCCUACGUGGGCGUCCACGGCAGACAGAGGGUCGUCCAGCAGGAAGAUGUCUUUGUUGGAGUACACCGCUCUGGCCAGACUGAUCCUCUGCUUCUGACCACCAGACAGGUUCAGGCCUCGCUCUCCUAUCUGCAGAACAGAACCAGCAAUACAACCCAGUCAGUACAGUACAGGUUCAGGCCUCGCUCUCCUAUCUACAGAACAGAACCAGCAAUACAACCCAGUCAGUACAGGUUCAGGCCUCGCUCUCCUAUCUGCAGAACAGAACCAGCAAUACAACCCAGUCAGUACAGGUUCAGACUCACUCUCCUUCUACAGAACAGAACCAGCAAUACAACCCAGUCAGUACAGUACAGGUUCAGGCCUCGCUUCCCCAUCGGCAGAACAGAACCAGCAAUACAACCAGUCAGUCAGGUUCGGCCUCGCUCUCCUAUCUACAGAACAGAACCAGCAAUACAACCCAGUCAGUACGGUUCAGGCUCGCUCUCCUAUCUACAGAACAGAACCAGCAAUACAACCCAGUCAGUACAGGUUAGGGCCCCGCCCCUCCUAUCUACAGAACAGAACCAGCAAUACAACCCAGUCAGUACAGGUUCAGGCCUCGCUCUCCUAUCUACAGACAGAACCCGCAAAAACAACCCGUCAGUACAGGUUCAGGCCUCGCUCUCCUAUCUACAGAACGAACCAGCAAUACAACCCAGUCAGUACAGGUCAGGCCUCGCUCUCUAUCUACAGAACAGAACCAGCAAUACAACACAGUCAGUACAGGUUUCAGGCCUCGCUCUCCAUCUACAGAACAGAACCGCAAAGUAUAAACCCCAGUCAGUACAGGUUCAGGCCUCGCCACUCUCCUAUCUACAGAACAGAACCAGGACACAACAACCAGUCAGUACAGGUUCAGGCCAUCGCUCCCUAUCUACAGAACAGAAACCAGCAAUAAAACCCAGUCCAGUACAGGUUCAUCAGAGGCCUCGCUCUCCUUAUCUACAGAACAGAACCAGCAAUACAACCCAAGUCAGUACAGUUCAGAGCCCUCGCUCUCCUAUCUACAGAACAGAACCAGCCAAUACAACCCAAGUCAGUACACAGGUUUCAGGCCUCGCAUCUCCACUAUCUACAGAAACAGAACCAGACAAUACAACCCCAGUCAGUACAGGUCAGAGCCUCGGCCCUCCUAUCUACAGAACAGAAACCAGCAAUACAAACCCAGUCAGUACAGGUCCGGCCUCGCUCCUCCUAUCCUACAGAACAGAACCAGCAAUACAAUCCCAGGUUCAGUACAGUACAGGUUCAGGCCUCGCUCUCCUAUCUACAGAACAGAACCAGCAAUACAAACCCAGUCAGUACAGGUUCAGGCCUCGCUCUCCUAUCUACAGAACAGAACCAGCCAAUACAACCAAGUCAGUACAGUACAGGUUCAGGCCUCGCUCUCCUAUCUGCAGAACAGAACCAGCAAUUACAACCAGUCAGUACAGGUUCAGGCCUCGCUCUCCCUAUCUACAGAACAGAACCAGCAAUACAACCCAGUCAGUACAGGUUCAGGCCUCGCUCUCCUAUCUGCAGAACAGAAACCAGCAAUACAACCCCAGUCAGUACAGGUUCAGGCCUCGCUCUCCUAUCUACAGAACAGAACCAGCAAUACAACCCAGUCAGUACAGUUCAGGCCUCGCUCUCCUAUCUUAGAAACAGAACCAGCAAUACAACCAGUCAGUACAGUACAGGUUCAGGCCUCGCUCUCCUAUCUACAGAACAGAACCAGCAAUACAACCCAGGCCGUACAAGGUCAGGGCUCGCUCUCCCAUCCACAGAACCAGAACCAGAAUACAACCCAGUCAGUACAGGUUCAGGCCUCGCUCUCCUAUCUGCAGAACAGAACCAGCAAUACAAACCCAGUCCAGUACAGGUUCAGGCCUCGCCUCCUAUCUACAGAACAGAACCAGCAAUACAACCCAGUCAGUACAGUACAGGUUCAGACAUCACUCUCCUAUCUACAGAACAGAACCAGCAAUACAACCCAGUCAGUACAGUACAGGUUCAGACAUCACUCUCCUAUCUACAGAACAGAACCAGCAAUACAACCCAGUCAGUACAGUACAGGUUCAGACAUCGCUCCUCCUAUCUACAGAACAGAACCAGCAAUACAACCCAGUCAGUACAGGUUCAGGCCUCGCUCUCCUAUCUGCAGAACAGAACCAGCAAUACAACCCAGUCAGUACAGGUUCAGGCCUCGCUCUCCUAUCUACAGAACAGAACCAGCAAUACAACCCAGUCAGUACAGGUUCAGGCCUCGCUCUCCUAUCUGCAGAACAGAACCAGCAAUACAACCCAGUACAGUACAGGUUCAGGCCUCGCUCUCCUAUCUGCAGAACAGAACCCAGCAAUACAACCAGUCAGUACAGGUUCAGGCCUCGCUCUCCUAUCUGCAGAACAGAACCAGCAAUACAACCCAGUCAGUACAGGUUCAGGCCUCGCUCUCCUAUCUGCAGAACAGAACCAGCAAUACAACCCAGUCAGUACAGUACAGGUUCAGGCCUCGCUCUCCUAUCUGCAGAACAGAACCAGCAAUACAACCCAGUCAGUACGGUUCAGACAUCGCUCUCUAUCUACGAACAGAACCAGCAAUACAACCCAGUCAGUACAGGUUCAGGCCUCGCUCUCCUAUCUGCAGAACAGAACCAGCAAUACAAACCCAGUCAGUACAGGUUCAGGCCUCGCUCUCCUAUCUACAGAACAGAACCAGCAAUACAACCCAGUCAGUACAGUACAGGUUCAGGCCUCGCUCUCCUAUCUGCAGAACAGAACCAGCAAUACAACCCAGUCAGUACAGUACAGGUUCAGGCCUCGCUCUCCUAUCUACAGAACAGAACCAGCAAUACAACCCAGUCAGUACAGGUUCAGGCCUCGCUCUCCUAUCUACAGAACAGAACCAGCAAUACAACCCAGUCAGUACAGGUUCAGACAUCACUCUCCUAUCUACAGAACAGAACCAGCAAUACAACCCAGUCAGUACAGGUUCAGACAUCACUCUCCUAUCUACAGAACAGAACCAGCAAUACAACCCAGUCAGUACAGGUUCAGGCCUCGCUCUCCUAUCUACAGAACAGAACCAGCAAUACAACCCA
This is a messenger RNA of Coregonus sp. 'balchen', 3759 nucleotides long. NCBI's taxonomy places the organism in Eukaryota, Metazoa, Chordata, Actinopteri, Salmoniformes, Salmonidae. The record is from the annotation of a GenBank genome assembly.